Mugil cephalus (flathead mullet) is the source of this 3571-nucleotide messenger RNA. RefSeq names its product paired box 3b (gene pax3b). The transcript has 9 exons. Gene Ontology annotation, molecular function: DNA-binding transcription factor activity, RNA polymerase II-specific; RNA polymerase II cis-regulatory region sequence-specific DNA binding. Gene Ontology annotation, biological process: regulation of transcription by RNA polymerase II; anatomical structure development. NCBI's taxonomy places the organism in Eukaryota, Metazoa, Chordata, Actinopteri, Mugiliformes, Mugilidae. The coding region runs from base 376 to 1857 and encodes 493 amino acids. The record is from RefSeq and is a predicted model, not a curated record.
UCAACAAACAACAACAACAGUUUUUCCUUUCUUUGGCAACCACGUCCCCUAAAGCCUUAACACUGGCGAAUAAAGCCGAGGACACUCAGAAACUAACUUUUUCAUCACCCUCAAAGCCGUUUUUAUUUUUUAUUUUAUUUUUAUUUUAUUUGCGUUAAAUUUCCCUCCUCGGAGGUUUCAGGCUGUCCCGGGACGCUGGUGCUCCUGCUGUAGCCCGGACGCGGCUAACCCAGACCGAGGCUAAAAUCCAGGAAACUUCUUCACACGGGCAAGGCGAUAUUUUUCUUUACAACGUCCUCCUGCUGCGUAGUCGGCGUUGGGGGAGAAGCCUCCGCGUCAGGAGGAGGUUUCUGCAGUCGCUGGGGCGGUGGAGGUAUGACUGCGUUGGCGGGGUCAAUACCCAGGAUGAUGCGACCCACGCUGGCUCAGAACUACCCCCGCAGUGGCUUCCCACUGGAAGUGUCCACCCCGCUGGGUCAAGGCCGAGUCAACCAGCUCGGAGGGGUUUUCAUAAACGGCAGACCUUUGCCCAACCACAUCCGGCACAAGAUCGUGGAGAUGGCCCACCACGGAAUCAGACCGUGCGUCAUCUCCAGACAGCUCCGGGUCUCCCACGGCUGCGUGUCCAAAAUCCUGUGCCGGUACCAGGAGACGGGCUCCAUCAGACCCGGGGCCAUCGGAGGCAGCAAGCCCAAGCAGGGAACCACGCCGGACGUAGAGAGGAGAAUAGAAGAGUACAAGCGGGAAAACCCGGGUAUGUUUAGCUGGGAGAUUCGGGAUAAAUUACUGAAGGAUGGGAUAUGUGACCGCAACAACGUUCCUUCAGUGAGCUCCAUCAGUCGCAUCAUGCGGAGUAAGUUCGGGGGCAAAGGCGACGAAGAGGAGGACGAAGAUGAGAUCGAGAAGAAGGAGCUGGAGGACAGUGACCGCAGGGCCAAACACAGCAUCGAGGGCAUCCUGGGAGACAGAUCGAGUCACUCAGACGAGGGUUCGGACGUGGAGUCGGAGCCCGACCUGCCCCUGAAGAGGAAGCAGCGUCGCAGUCGGACCACCUUCACCGCCGAGCAGCUGGAGGAGCUGGAGAGGGCCUUCGAGAGGACGCACUACCCCGACAUCUACACCCGGGAGGAGCUCGCUCAGAGGGCCAAACUCACCGAGGCCAGGGUGCAGGUGUGGUUCAGCAACAGGCGAGCGAGGUGGAGGAAGCAAGCUGGAGCCAAUCAACUCAUGGCAUUUAAUCAUCUGAUCCCAGGGGGUUUCCCACCAUCAGCCAUGUCCAGCAUCCCACCCUACCAGCUCUCCGACAGCAGCUACCCUCCCUCAUCUAUAGCGCAAGUGGUGUCCGAGCCUCCCAGCACGGUGCAUCGCCCCCAGCCUCUGCCUCCCUCCUCGGGCCACCAGUCCUCCGGCGGAGGAGGCCAGGGCGAAGGGGGCUCUGCCUACUGCCUCGCCUCCGGACGCCACUCCUUCUCAGGCUACUCAGACAGCUUUGUGAGCCCCGGAGGACCAGCCAACCCCAUGAAUCCCGCCAUAGGAAACGGACUCUCCUCGCAGGUGAUGGGUCUGCUGAACCCAGGUGGUGUGCCACAUCAGCCCCAAAGCGACUACGCCAUCUCCCCUCUAACAGGCGGCCUGGAGCCCCCCGCCGGCAUGGCCGCCAGCUGCAGCCAGCGCAUGGAUCACAUCAAGGGCCUGGAGGGUCUGACCAGCGUUCCCUCCAUGUCGGCGCUGCCCUCGCUGCCUAGCUCCCAGUCCUACUGCCCUCCGUCCUACAGCUCACCGGGCUACACCGUCGACCACGUGGCGUCCUACCAGUACGGCCAGUACGGACAAAGUAAGGUGCCCUUCCUUAUCUGAGGCCUGAAAUCACCUGAUCUGCGGCUUCACACUUCAUAGAGGGACGUUUGUGUGUGCGGCGGUGGAAAGUUCUUAAAAUUCUGGACCAAAAUGUUCUACUAUUUACCGGGAUACAUCCUCCACUGCGGGAGAAAUGGACAAAAAAAAAAAAAAGAAAACGAAAAAAGAGAAGGGACCAAAAGAAGGAAUAUGAGAGCGAAAGCUGUCGACUUACUGUAACCGUUGCUGCGUCAGUAAAGCAGGCGGACGGGGGAGAUUUCAGCGCUUAGCGCGGUCGGUUCGGGGGAGCUGUGACCGUCCGCUGUGCCACGGAGAGGCACUUUCCAGAAGCGACUCAACACCAUCUCUGUCUGUGGCGUUUUUUUGGACAGCGAACCCAAAUCUAUCAUCGCAGACUACCUUUAGGCCAACGGUUGAAGGAUCAUGUUUACAUAUCUUAGCGCCACAUGAGCGCAUAUAAAAUUCCAUGUAUCUCCAAAUGAAUCCCCAAAUUGUAGGGGAUAAAGAAAAGGGCUUUGUUGAUUUUAUUGCAUUUAUUUGAGGUCUCUGCAUCCCACACAUUCCAGUGAGAAGGAAAACAAACGUGAGCUAACGAUUCUGUGGGUUUUUAUUGUAUCAGAAACCCUAAUGUACACCACAGCUGUACGACAGAGAAAGUCCAUUCAAACAUUCCUCCUCCUCGUCCUCCCCCUCCCCCUCCCUCUCUUCCCCUCUCUGCUCUCCUGCCUUUCUGUCCUCCUGUCUCAUUGAUGUUGCAGACGGUGAGGCAAAGAUCCCGGCCUUUUGUAGUUUUAGAGAAGAACUCCAAAGAGGUCAAGGGGCGACUUUAGGGAAAGUGACAGAUGAGAGCACGGCAGAGGAAGGCGGCAGAGAAGUGGCUUUAAAAGGAGGGUGGGGGGACAGGCAAGAUCGAUCACAGGGUUAAAGAACCCUUUAAAGACUCUCUCCCGGUGAGAGAAAGGCACCGGGUCACAAGUCACGACCAAGAGACACUUGAGAAACCGAGAGAGAGCGACAGAGUUUAGACUAAAGCCAGCCAGCUGACCAGAAGUGCAAUAUCAUGUGUCCUAGAGUCAACUUCACCGUUAAAACUGUUAAAAAGUCAAAUGUGCCUCUUGAAGUCUCACUAAACACUUUGGAUUCACACUCUGGAUUCUAGUGUUGGGACUUUGUAAAGGAACAACAUGUGUGCCUUCAGCGGCUACUGGGUCCAAAACAAAUAGAAAUCACUGUUAUAUUUUGCUGUAACAGCACAAUGAGGGGACCACAUGGAAGGACUUGAGUCAGCAUGGUGUCACAAGAGAAAGACUGAAUCAUGGGAAUGCCAGUGUAAAGAGAAAAUGAAGGAAUGACGAAGCCAAAAUUGUAAUUUUUAAUUUUUUUUUUGUUUGUUUGUUUUGGACCUUUUUCUUUUACUUCCAUUUUGCAAAAGCAGGAAUUACUGAUAAGGUUUCUGAUGCAUUCCGGACAUAUUUAUUUGUGUCAACAUUGAGAACUUUUCCACACUUGUGCAAGUGAGUGAUAAAAACAACAACAACAAAAAAAAAUGAUGUAUCCAAAUGUUGUUUGGUCCAUCUGUCUAUACUAGAAUGAACCAGCCCUUUCAUUCCUCUGAUAUAUUUUUUGUAUUACUUGACAAAGCGAUAUGACAUAAUGUCAUGUGUACAAGCGCAUUAUCAUUACUAUUUAUAAUAAAAUAAAACUUCUGAAAAUA